GUAGAAGAAGCCGACGACUGGCUCCGGCAUGGCAACCCCUGGGAGAAAGCCCGUCCCGAGUACAUGCUGCCUGUGCAUUUCUACGGCCGGGUGGAGCAUGCUGCCACCGGUGCCAAGUGGGUCGACACCCAGGUGGUGCUGGCGCUGCCCUACGAUACACCCGUGCCCGGGUACAUGAACAACACCGUCAACACCAUGCGCCUGUGGUCGGCUCGGGCGCCCAACGACUUCAACCUGCGAGACUUCAACGUCGGAGACUACAUCCAGGCCGUGCUGGACAGAAACCUGGCGGAGAACAUAUCCCGCGUCCUCUACCCCAACGACAACUUCUUCGAGGGGAAGGAGCUGCGGCUGAAGCAGGAGUACUUCGUCGUGGCUGCCACCCUCCAGGACAUCAUACGCCGCUUCAAAGCGUCCAAAUUUGGGAGCACAGAGAGUGUCCGAACCGUGUUUGAUUCCUUCCCCGACCAGGUCGCCAUCCAGCUGAACGACACACACCCUGCCAUGGCCAUCCCUGAGCUGAUGAGGAUUUUGGUGGACAUCGAGAAGCUGCCGUGGAACAAGGCCUGGGACAUCACCAAGCGUACCUUCGCCUACACCAACCACACGGUGCUUCCCGAAGCCCUGGAGCGCUGGCCGGUGGACCUGGUGGAGAAGCUGCUCCCCAGACACCUGCAGAUCAUCUACGAGAUCAACCAGAGGCACCUGGAUCACAUCGCGUCCCUCUUCCCUAACGACGUGGACCGGCUGCGGAGGAUGUCCCUGAUAGAGGAGGGAGGCACCAAGAGGAUCAACAUGGCCCAUCUCUGCAUCGUCGGCUCCCACGCUGUCAACGGCGUGGCGAAGAUCCACUCCGAAAUAGUCAAGACUCAAGUCUUCAAGGACUUUGCAGCGCUGGAGCCAGAGAAGUUUCAGAACAAGACCAACGGCAUCACCCCACGGCGCUGGCUCCUGCUCUGCAACCCGGGGCUGGCGGAGCUCAUCGCGGAG
Messenger RNA from Pelecanus crispus (Dalmatian pelican), 990 nucleotides. Lineage: Eukaryota; Metazoa; Chordata; Aves; Pelecaniformes; Pelecanidae. The record is from RefSeq and is a predicted model, not a curated record.